Messenger RNA from Paramecium tetraurelia, 802 nucleotides. RefSeq lists its product as uncharacterized. The record is from RefSeq and is a predicted model, not a curated record. The transcript has 3 exons. Lineage: Eukaryota; Ciliophora; Oligohymenophorea; Peniculida; Parameciidae.
AUGCAAACAUGUCAACUUUGCUUGAAAAAUACAGCGUUGAUUCAAUUGAUUUGCUCUCAUCACAUCUGUCUCAAAUGCACAAAUAAAAAUAAGCAAUUACAAUAAAGCUAAUUAUAAAACAAAUAUUGGAUUCAAUGUUCAAAAUGUUAAAAGAAAACAUUUAGUUACGACUUCUCGAAUCUCUUAAUUGAAUCUCAUGAAUUGAGUUUACUUACUGAUAGAAGUCAACAUCAAUUUUAAUUGAAUGAAGUAAAAAUUUAUGUUAUUAUCUACCUUCCAACACUUUAGAGUUAACUCAUCAUUGAACCACAAAUGUUCUAACGUCGCAGAUCCAUGAAUGCUAUCGAUUUAUUCACCAAAAAUACAUCCCCAAUUAGAUUAGAAAAGUCAAAAAAUACAACUUAAAAAUUAAAACAAUCUACCAUUAAUGUCAAUAAAUAGAAUGUUCUUAUCUCAAGUGUCCAACUCAAAAAAUCUUCAGAUAAAAAGCCAUCCCACAAGAGAUGUUAAACCGGAAUUGUGGAGAACAAAUAGGUCUUAAAUAGUAUGUUAAACUUCAAAAAAUUAUCAAAACAAAAAACUAGCCCUAUCUAAAAAUGCUGUUCUAUAUUCGAUUAUCUAUUGAGUCUCUCAUAUCAACAAACUAAAACAUCAGAUAGGAAAUAGUUCAGUCUCGCUAAUUCCUCGAAAAUUGACAGCAAGAAAAAUAUUAAAAGCAGAUGUCAUAGUCAAAUGUAAAUCAAAUAGAAAAUUAAAAAUUGAUUUCAUAUCAAUCCAACAUUAAUCUCAUAUAUUAUUUGCC